Mya arenaria is the source of this 4683-nucleotide messenger RNA. RefSeq lists its product as uncharacterized. The transcript is spliced from 3 exons. NCBI's taxonomy places the organism in Eukaryota, Metazoa, Mollusca, Bivalvia, Myida, Myidae. Bases 221 to 2050 code for a protein of 609 amino acids. The record is from RefSeq and is a predicted model, not a curated record.
UUACAACGGCUAUUAUAAAACUUUCAUAAGUCGUGGAAUCAAAGUGAGUUUCACUCACAGCCGCUAUUAUUGUGACAUAAAUUAUAAGGCGGAAGCGCGGAAUUGCAAGAUAACUAGUUAAGAUCUUUGGAAACGUUUGGAUUAAACAAAUCUAAGAUCAGCCAUUGAGGUAGAAGAGAGGAACAUACAUCGUUUGCACUGAGGACCAGCUGAAUCAAUAAUGGCGACAAAAAGAAAAUCUAAAAGUACUGGUGACAUUCAGGAGGAAAUCAUGAAUCGCAGGAGAAGUUCUACGUACAAGGGAGACGUUUUGCAGAUCCGAUUGCUGCAAAUGGAACCAAAGUAUAGGAGCCAUUUUCUCUACGAGCAGAUCCGCUCAUUUGAGGACAAAGUGUACAUGUCCUUUGACCAGUUCAACGUCGAUGUCCUUUACCGUAUGUUCACCGCAUUGGCCAAGAAAACAGUCGUUGACGUCAGAAAGAUCAAGACCUUAGCCAAUCUGAGAAAAUGCUUUAUGGAUCUGAAGAAGCUUAUAUCAUGCAAAAAACUUCACAGACAUGUUGAACAGACAGCAGAGGAACACAAACUAGUCUCAUACUUCACCUGGUUCUUUCAGUACCUUGACUAUCUACGUCAUCUGCGAGAUAAUUUCAUCGAUAGAAUAUUUUCACCACUCUUUAGAUACUUUUACAACAUCGGCUAUGACAUUCAGGAGAGAGAUAGCUUUGAGGAUGUUGAGAUCGCCACACACAGGUCUAGCGUGAUGUCAUUUCGAAGUCUUGAUAGUAGUUUUAGUGCCCUUAGUGGGAUGUCCGCUCUUUGUACAGAUAGUGAUAGACUAUCAGCAAGUCUGUCCGCUCGCUCAAGCAUGGACCAAACACAGGAGGCGAGAAAGAAAAUGGUUACUAGAAAUGCUUUAAUUGCUCUUAGUCAUGAAUUCAAAGACAUAAAGAACCUUUACGAUACCUCUGAAAUAGAAAAGCUUGCUCAAAGACUUAGUCAUUUAAAGGAUAGAACAGACCAGCUGUUAGACAAGGAGAAAUCUCUUGAUCCCGUUUUGCCUUGUCAGGACAGCGAGCGAUCAGUUUUUCACCUGAAAAUCAAGGAAGCUGGAAGUUACAAUUUAAUGCGACUGAUUCCUGACAUUUUGAUUAAAUUCCAAAAGGCGGCUUGGCUUGCAAGACGAUGGCUUGAAUUUGAUGACCAGACAACAAAAGACCUUAAUGAAAGGCUAAACAAACUUACCUCUCUUGAGGAACAAAUGAACAGGAGAUUGAGUUCUAUAUCGAAGGAAAUACAACUAGGUGAAACGCAACUAGAUGAACAGGCGAAUAUGCUGUCCACACUUUUGCAGAGAGAAGACAAGGCGAGCAAUCUAGGAGAAAAUAUAUAUUUGUUAAAAAGAAACAAAGAUCAACUAGAGGAGAGACUUGGUGUUCUACAAUCAGAACGAGCCCAGUUGGGUGAGAAAUUAACAUUGGCAGCCGAACAAAAGGACAAGAAAACGUACCGGCAAAUCAAGCCAUUGUACGAACGAAACAAACUUCAACGGUUUGCCAUUCAACGUCAAAUAGAUACAUUAAAUUUUAGAAUUAACCUUAUUGAAUCGGACAUGAAACUUGAGCUUGAACUGAAAACCGAGGUGAUUCAGUCAACCAAUGACGUUCAAGAGAAAUGUGAAGAACUGGAGAAAACACUUGAAAAGGCCAGAAAGCAACAGAAAGCACUUCUGACAGCACUUAUACCUAUCACUAAAGACAGAAAGUACAUAAAUGAACAGAUGCAAAUUCAGGAUGAUGACUUCCCGGUUUUCGAAGCAGAGUUUAUUGGUUCUAAAGAGACAAAGCCAAUGAGUAGCCUAGAUACACACAUCAAACAAAACACUGGUGAUGCCCCGGUAUCAGUUUACAUAACCAGCAUCCCGACAAGCCGAGCAAGCUCCACGCUGAACACUGUUUCCUCUCUACGUCCAUCAGUAAAACCAAAAACUCGCCUACCGACGGUCACAACGGCAAAACUUGUCACAGAGGUUGCCGAUUCUGAAUGGUGACUUUGAUUGGGUUGUGGUAAACAAGUUCCCACUGAAACUCCCCAAUGAAAGAUACACUGCAAAACCAUGUAUCUUAAUAGGCGCACAUAUUGCAUGGUUACAAAUGCCAGCAAUGCAAUGCCUCCACGUGCUACAACCAAUGCAACAAAGUGAAAGUGUAAAAAAAUACACAUGCUCAUGUGUAAAUGAAGAUUUAUAUCAACAAUCAGUUGAUGUUCAAAAACAUCUAAGUGAAAUGACCCAUUAGAUUUAAUCAUAAUCAUUUGAUAAACGGAACGGAACUGUAGCUCUAGUUUAUAUAGCGCAAUUACGUGUGUAAGAGAUUCAUGUACUUCUUCAUGUUUUUAUUAAUAUUACUGCUCAUACUGGAAUCUUUUGAUUGAAACGCCGUAUGUUUUGUUCAUGUGCACAUUUUAUCCGAAGAUCAAUGAACGAUCUUAUAUCCCGUGAUUGAAGAACAUCUUAAGAUUAGUACGGUUACGCAAGAACAAAGUGAUUUUCAGUAUAUCCAAUUUGUAAAAUCUUCACAUAUCGAGUACGUUAACUACAGAGGUCUUGAUUCAGAAAUCACCUAGAAUACUACAUUGUGAACAUGCGUGAGGUUUUCUACUACAUUGUGAACAUGCGUGAGGUUGUAUAGUACAUUGUGAACAUACGUGAGGUUGUAUACUACAUUGUGAACAUACGUGACGUUGUAUACCACAUUGUGAACGUGUGUGAGGUUGUAUACUACAUUGUGAACGUGUGUGAGGUUGUAUACUACAUUGUGAACAUACGUGACGUUGUAUACCACAUUGUGAACGUGUGUGAGGUUGUAUACAAUAUUGGGAACGUGUGUGAGGUUGCAUACCACAUUGUGAACGUGUGUGAGGUUGCAUACCACAUUGUGAACGUGUGUGAGGUUAUAUACUACAUUGUGAACAUGCGUGAGGUUGCUAACUACAUUGUGAACAUGCUUGAGGUUGAUAACUACAUUGUGACCAUGCGUGAGGUUGUUAACCACAUUGUUAACAUACGUGAGGUUGUAUAGUACAUUGUGACAAUGCGUGAGGUUGUAUACUACAUUGUUAACAUACGUGAGGUUGUAUACUACAUUGUUAACAUGCGUGAGGUUGUAUACCACAUUGUUAACAUGCGUGAGGUUGUUAACUACAUUGUGAAAGUGUGUGAGGUUGUAUACCACAUUGUGAACGUGUGUGAAGUUUUAUACAAUAUUGGGAGCGUGUGUGAGGUUGCAUACCACAUUAUGAUCGUGUGUGAUUUUGUAUACUACAUUGUGAACGUGUAUGAGGUUGUAUACUACAUUGUUAACAUACGUGAGGUUGUAUACUACAUUGUGAACGUGUGUGAGGUUGUAUACAAUAUUGGGAACGUGUGUGAGGUUGCAUACCACAUUGUGAACGUGUGUGAGGUUGCAUACCACAUUGUGAACGUGUGUGAGGUUGUAUACAACAUUGUGAACGUAUGUGAGGUUGUAUACAAUAUUGCGAACGUGUGUGAGGUUGUAUACAAUAUUGUGAACGUGUUACAUUGUUAACAUACGUGAGGUUGUAUACUACAUUGUUAACAUACGUGAGGUUGUAUACUACAUUGUUAACAUACGUGAGGAGGUUGUAUACCACAUUGUGAACAUGCGUGAGGUUGUUAACUACAUUGUGAACGUGUGUGAGGUUGUAUACUACAUUGUGAACAUGUGUGAGGUUGUUAACUACAUUGUGAACAUGCAUGGGUUGUUAACUACAUUGUUAACAUACGUGAGGUUGUAUACACCAUUGCAAACGUGUGUGAGGUUGUAUACCACAUUGUGAACGUGUGUGAGGUUGUAUACUACAUUGUGAACGUGUGUGAGGUUGUAUACAAUAUUUGGAGCGUGUGUGAGGUUGUAUAACACAUUGUGAACGUGUGUGAGGUUGUAUACAAUAUUGGGAACGUGUGUGAGGUUGCAUACCACAUUGUGAACGUGUGUGAGGUUGUAUACUACAUUGUGAACGUAUGUGAAGUUGUAUACAAUAUUGCGAACGUGUGUGAGGUUGUAUACAAUAUUGUGAACGUGUUUGAGGUUGUAUACUACAUUGUGAACGUGUAUGAGGUUGUAUACAAUAUUUUGAACGUGUGUGAGGUUGUAUACAAUAUUGUGAACGUGUGUGAGGUUGUAUACAAUAUUGUGAACGUGUGUGAGGUUGUAUACAAUAUUGUGAACGUGUGUAAGGUUGUAUACAAUAUUGUGAACGUGUGUGAGGUUGUAUACAAUAUUGUGAACGUGUGUGAGGUUGUAUGCUACAUUGUGAACGUGUGUGAGGUUGUAUAUCACAUUGUGAACGUGUGUGAGGUUUUAUACAAUAUUGUGAACGUGUGUGAGGUGGUAUACCACAUUGUGAACGUGUGUGAGGUUGUAUACUACAUUUUGAACGUGUGUGAGGUUGAAUGUUAUAUGGAAGUAAAACAUUAUACCUAAUAAAGGAUAAAUAAAUAUAUAAAUGCAUGAUGUGUGUAACAUAACAUAUUCCAAAUCAUUUUAGUCAAAUGGGAUUGUGUUCUUAUGACUUCUUAUGACUUCUUAAUUGUAUUCAAUCCAUUUUUAUUUAAAUCUAUUUUGUUACUUUGACUUUGACUAUUUAUAUUUAAUUGUAUUA